AGAAGAAAGACAGGAAAAGGCGUAUAAUGUUAAAAUUGAAAACAGAAAUGGCGCGGGUAUGAACGACGCUGUUAAAACCUAACUGUGAAAAUGUAACAACUCACCAGCUGCUUAUGUCCUCGAACUUGGACAGAAGAUUUUCGGAACACCAAAAUAUGGGCGUCGUGAAGCAAAAACAAAGUAUGUGGACGGAUGAUGCUAACUAGCGCUAACGCUGUGUUUUAGCACUUUCCUCAACGUUUGCGAACUGCCAGUUGAGAUUUAGUUUUGUAUUUGCCAAAACCGUAUUAAGCUACCGCCGAGGUAUUGGUGGUCUUUUAAAAUGUGCAAUGAACACUGUGACCAAUUCCCUGUACACCUGGUUCUAAUCGCUUUCAAAUGAGCAGCUGCUAGAGAGGUGUUUACAAAAAAAAGAAACCAGUGACACUCACGGCGAGGACGUAAACGAUGUCCGUCAAUGGGAAAGUCAUCCCGCACACCCCGCUGGCCGUAGACUUCUGGCAGGUCCGGAAAUGUCCAGGUACCCGGCUGUUCUUCCUGUCCCACAUGCACAGCGACCACACGGUGGGUCUGACCUCCACCUGGAGCAACCGGCCCAUCUACUGCUCACCCACCACUGCCACUCUGCUCAGACUCAGACUACAGGUAAAGGAGCAGUGGAUCCAUCCUCUGGAACUGGGUGAACCAAACAUGCUUCCGCUGGACGACAUCGGCAAGGAGAGGCUCACGGUCACAUUGAUCGAUGCUAAUCACUGUCCGGGCAGCGUCAUGUUUCUGUUUGAAGGCUACUUUGGCUCUAUUCUGUACACUGGUGACUUUAGAUACACUCCUUCAAUGCUGCGUGAGCCAUGCUUGAGGAACAACACCACUAUAGACGUCCUGUACCUGGACAACACCAACUGUGAUCCCAACCGCACCCUGCCAUCCAGACAGAAAGCCACUCAGCAGAUCAAAGAGAUCAUCCGCAGACACCCCGACCACUGUGUUGUUAUAGGCCUGUAUACACUGGGUAAGGAGUCCCUGCUGUUGGAGCUGGCGAUGGAGUUCAAAACCUGGGUUGAGGUGAGCAUUGAGAGGAUGGAGACCCUUAAAAUUCUCGAGCUGCCUGACGUCUUCACUACUGAACCAGGAGCCGGUCGUAUCCGAGUGGUGGAGCAGUCAGAGAUUUCCUCUGCCACUUUGAACCAGUGGAACACAGAACAGCCCACUGUGGCCAUCUUGCCUACCAGUAGGCCCCUGGUUUCUUUCCACCCCAACGUCUACGUGGUGCCCUAUUCAGACCAUUCCUCCUACCAAGAGCUCGAGGAUUUUGUCUCUGCACUUAAACCUGACUCCCUGAUACCCAUUGUAGGAAAAUGUGUACCCGGAGGUCUCUCUGCCUUAUUGCCGAGCAAAAAACGCCAUGAAAUCCUGGUUCCUGAGUCAGUGCAACACUACAUGUUGAGAAUGCCUAAGAAUCAGCUUAGCUCAUCAGUGUACACAAGUCUUCGGCGCAGACAACUCCAUCCUCUUGCCCCCAAAGGAGUGGUAUUUGAGUCUCCUGCACAGGGAUCCAGAACAUCAUGUGAAGAAGAAUCUGAGUCAGAGUACCUGGAACAAGACGUAUCCGAGGAAGAGAUGGACACAGAAAGUAGUGAAAGGGACUCUGACUGUAUUCUUGUGGACACAAGCAAAGGACUCACGCCUGACAAAAAUAGAAGAGGGGCUGGAGGCAUGUGGAAGCUCAGCAUUGUGCAGACAGUCUCUGAGGAAGUGGUGAUGGCAGAGUCGGUGCAACUCACCCAGAAUAACUGUGCUCCAGUGGAGAUCCUGACAAACACCAAGAUCUGCUCAAAGCCUGUCAGAACCCCUAAAAGGCCUCCAGAAACCAGUGCCACAACAAUCAGACAUCAACGUAGUGGAUAUGGAACCGUUCAGGACGAGUGCACAUUAUCAGAUGAGGAAAGCACAACUGAUCAGAACGAAAGCUCUGAUAACGAUUCCUGCGUGUCAUUCAGCACCAUGACCGAGCUGCAGCGUGAGUACGUAGAGGAGCUGGAAAACAAACUUUUAAAGAAUCUCCCCUUCUCAGAGGACGACUUUAAGGCCUGUGUCCUCCUGCAGAAGGGCUUUGUGUAACGGUUUACCCUUUCACCUUACGUCGUACACGUACAUCUCAGACAAAUAAUGUGAUUUGAUCUAAAAGAUGAGCUUUUGCCUUUCAAAGGUUUUUGUCUUUUUCUGUGUGUAAGCACUUUAAAGCGUUAUUUUCUCAUUAGUGUCUUGUCGUUUUCCUUUAAGUGCUUCCAUUUCUUUCUUGUUGGACUGUACUUUACGAAAAGGCUUGUGAUUAUUGGACCGAUGAAUGACUGACUAACCUUUUGGUUAAGCCACGUUGCCUCUUAGUAUUAAUUAAAAAUAUAUAAAAUUUAAAAAACAAUGUAUUUGUAAAUUAUUAUUGACCCAUGGACUAGUGAUGAGGUUUUCAUGAGGCAGCUUUCACUGAUCAGUCAUUGAUGUUUGGAAAGUCACAUUUAGGGUUUUUCUUCACCAGCCUGGAUUGGUCACUUUUAGCUGCACGAACCUAUAACGACGUGCAUUUCCUUCACGGUCUCAGAGCAGGGGACAGACACGCUGCAUUAAUGUUUGGUAGGAGGAUGGACAGACAGCCAACUCGUGUAGCUCACAUUCUCUGUCUUUGUACCCUAACCAGUACGUCUCUCUCUCUCCAUGUUCGCAGGAGUUUUGUAGUUUCUCACUGAAUUUCUGUGCUUUGAAGCUUAGUUUCAUUCCUGUGUCUUUGCUUAUAUACUCAGACAUCUGCCUUGUUUUUCUUCAUCAAGUUUGUGGAUGUUAGUGGCACAAUUCAGUGUUACUUUUUGUUACAGUGGACGAACCUUAAAAGCACAAACGUGUAUUUGUUUCGCGUUUUGAAAAGAAAUGAGUAUGGUGGUUUCUCUUUCAGACUGGAUUGUCUUAAAGUAAUGACUUUUGUAUAGUUUUGUAUUUGUCAACAUUUUUUCCUUUUGUAUGUUUUCACUCUGUGAAUAACGGCCUUUUGAGUUAUAUUUGGACAUUUUCAGAACUGGUGUCUUUUAAUGGGAAUAGUAAUGUAAAAGAUCAGUAGUAUCAUCUGUACCUGGACUGUGAUCCCACUUUCUUUGUGUUAUUUGUGUUUUCCCUUUUUGGAACUAUGUGAUACACUGAGAACUUAAAUAAAAUACUGAAUAUAAUCUAGACUCA
Molecule: messenger RNA, 3222 nt
Organism: Mugil cephalus (flathead mullet)
Lineage: Eukaryota; Metazoa; Chordata; Actinopteri; Mugiliformes; Mugilidae
Gene: dclre1b
Product: DNA cross-link repair 1B
Exons: 4
Coding region: 448-2118 (556 amino acids)
Biological process (GO): double-strand break repair via nonhomologous end joining; protection from non-homologous end joining at telomere; interstrand cross-link repair
Molecular function (GO): 5'-3' DNA exonuclease activity; damaged DNA binding
Source: RefSeq, a predicted model, not a curated record